Drosophila grimshawi is the source of this 1443-nucleotide messenger RNA. RefSeq lists its product as uncharacterized. The transcript is spliced from 3 exons. NCBI's taxonomy places the organism in Eukaryota, Metazoa, Arthropoda, Insecta, Diptera, Drosophilidae. The coding region runs from base 73 to 1416 and encodes 447 amino acids. The record is from RefSeq and is a predicted model, not a curated record.
UAGCAGUCUGUGUUGUGUGUGUGGUUUGUUUUUGUAUUCUGUUUUCAACGCAAUUUUAUGUAAUUCAUUUAAAUGCGUGGCUUGAUAAUUGUGCCCAUGGACUUGGAACCUGGUUUCCGCAAAGCCGACAUACACAGCCUACCCACAGUGAGCAGCGGAAUGAUUUUCAACUUCUUCGCAGCAGCCACAGACAACAAACUCUGCUCGGAAAACAACGAUUUGCUUAUUGAUUAUGUGCAUUUGCGGCGACAGGCGGAGAUAUGUGAAUUAAAAGCAUUGGUUUUCUCAGCCGGUGACUUUUCCAACACGGAAACACAUGCAAAUGUGGCUGUUAAGGUCGUCGAAGAGGCGUCUUUGAUCGCCGAUUCCCAAUGCAGCCUGUGCGCCAGUGUUGGAAUAUGUCCACAUGUUGUGGCUUUUGUAUUUUGGCUGCAUAACAAGAGCACGGAUAAAAGACCCGCCGUUGUUCUCGAAUUCUGGGGCACUGAGCUGGAGGCGCUCGUCCAACCCGAGCCAACAAAAGCCAUACGCAUAAGCGAUAUGCUGCCACCCAGCCAGGAAACGGACGAGGAUGCGCCCAGUCCCAGCGCUGAUGAAGAACGCAGCUUUCUCGACUCUGUGCUGGAGGAGCUGGCCAUAUGUGGACGAGACUCGGCACUGUAUCGUCAGUGUGUGGACACCAGCGAUGAGUUCGAAUCCAUCCUUGUGCAUCAUGUGUUGCUGAAGGCAGCGGACUACAAUAUCUACGAUAUGCAGAGUUUCCUGCAGCACAUGGAGCUGCAGGCGCAGGGCGGACUAUUUGAGAACCUUGGCGAGGUGACCAAGCAACAGUACAAAUCGAAGCUAUGGAUUGAGGCACAAUAUAUGCGUAUACGUUGCUCCAUGAUGCAUAUGAUUGCCACAAGGAAAACUCACGAGGAAGACGAUCAGAUCUUCAAUAUGCUGUUCUGCAAGGGGCGCGACGAGAACAUUGAGGAUCGUGUCCAACAGAAGCAGCACAAACGUUUCAUAUUGAAACAGACUGAGAAGCUGGAGAACAAGGAGUAUCUCGAAUGUGGCCUGCUGCUCCACGAAAACUAUCCCUAUUUAUGUGGUGCACCCGAUGGCAUCACCGAUGAUCAUAUUGUCGAAAUCAAAUCGCCAAAGACUGAGGAGGACUUUGAGAAAUACCUCGAGGCACGCGAAUCGAUUGCACCCAAAUACAUGGCACAAAUCCAAAUGCAAAUGUUUUUGGCCAAUGUGAAGAAGGCUUUGUAUUGUGUGCUAAGUCCCACCUUCGAGACGAAUGGAGCUCUGCACUACGUUUGGGUUCAGGCUGAUCCCGAGUUCGUGGCCAGUCUGCUGGCCAUGGCCGAUGAGUUCUGGAAGGAUGUCGUCUAUCCGCGACUCAUCAGCAUUUAUCCCCACACCGUAUAGUUAAUAAAACUGCUAGUCAAUCAAAAA